Molecule: messenger RNA, 1161 nt
Organism: Letharia columbiana
Lineage: Eukaryota; Fungi; Ascomycota; Lecanoromycetes; Lecanorales; Parmeliaceae
Exons: 4
Coding region: 1-1161 (386 amino acids)
Source: RefSeq, a predicted model, not a curated record
AUGUCGAAUCCGAUCACAGGGGCAGCUUCCUCCGAACAGCUUUCUCGACGAACGAGCGAACGAGCGAUCCCACCAUACAUGGUUCGCUUCGGGGAUUAUUUCCACUGCACUGUGAAUGAAGCAGUGGAUGUGGUGGUGAUCCACCAUCACCCCACGAGCACAAUGUACGAAUACGACCCCUACGCCGUCCACGCCCCUGGCGACCAACACAUCAAACACGUCCCUCUGACCUCCCUCUCCAAACUAUCCCCCUACGCCGCCCUCACUCUCUCCAUCGUCCUUGUCAUCCUCUUCCUCCUAAAACAAUACAUCAUCGAAGCCUUCCUGCUCAAACGCCUCUACGGCUCCAGAUACACACAGCUCAAUGAGGUCAACCGAAGGGGCUUUGUGAACCAUCAUAUCGCUGGGGCGACGAAGUUGAUGAUAUUGGUGGCGGCGGUGUAUCCGUUCAUCAAUGUCGCGUUCCGGUAUGCGGUGCUGAACGACCCCUAUGCGAGAGGGAGUCGUGUCACGUUGGGGGACGUAUUGGUCGUUUGUACGCAGGUUCUGGUGGGCAUGUAUAUUUUCGAGUUGAUCUAUCGGGUUAAGAUUAGUCAUAUCAGCGCUAUGCAUCAUAUCGGGACCAUCAUGGUGGCGCAGGCAGCCAUUGCUAUCAGUCUGGAUUUGACGAGGGAGAAAGAUGCCAGUAUCGAGUUUAUUCUGUGUACCGUAUGGGGCGCCUUCGACAUCGUCUGCGAACUCCUCCCCCACAUCGCCAUCAUCCUCUACCGCCUCCACCCCAGCAGCCACCUCUUCCUCUCCCGCCUCUUCUGCUUCGCCUCCGCCACCACCCUCUUCGGCACCCUGGCCGAAACCCUCGUCAUCUUCUACCUCUUCGGCUCCCUCUGGCCCCAGUGGCAGCUCGCCUUCAAGAUCGUCACGCCCAUCCUGCACUGCGCCUUCAGCGCGACCCAGCUGCACGGCUGUCACAUCUUCUACCGCAUGUGGAAGCGACAGGUGGGGAUCUUGGAAGAGGAUGUAGACGGUUUGGAGGCCGGUCGGGCAGGGGGAGGCGGUCUGGAGGUCAAGGCGGAGGAUAGUUGCGCUACGUUGACGGAUGAGCGUGCGGGAGUGUUGGGGCAGAGUGUACUUCUGCCCCCUGAGGGCAAGACGACCGGAUAG